Molecule: messenger RNA, 954 nt
Organism: Coniosporium apollinis CBS 100218
Lineage: Eukaryota; Fungi; Ascomycota; Dothideomycetes
Exons: 2
Coding region: 1-954 (317 amino acids)
Source: RefSeq, a predicted model, not a curated record
AUGUCUAAUCCGGAUCCACAGCGAUGGGUAUGGCCACCCGGCGGCGAGCCUUACCCACCCACAGCACAGACGGGCUCCUUCGGUCCAAUCCAUCUCAAUGAUAAGAUAGUCGUCAGCUGGACGCCGUCAACAACGCCAGAUGUCGCGCUGUACUGUCUCACGCCGUCGAAUGUUCAGACGGGCGUCUGGGUUUCGCAAUCUAUUGCACCCCCAGUAACUUACCAGUUCGACACGCCGGCAAACAGGAGUGACGGCGAGCGCAUCUUCUGCCACAUGACAUUUGAACCCAGCACGCUGGGCAACACGGUCGUGUGGGAGUUCCUCAACGAAGCUGCGGAGGUUGCGACGACUUGGACGGCCGACUCGCCCUCCUCCGCACCGGGAAGCAGGAGCAUCAGUACUAUGUCUACCGGAAGCAACACGGUAACAAGUACGCAACAGACAAGUGCAAGCUCAGCUACGAUGAGAUCUUCUCAAGCGCAUUCGUUGGAUAUUGCCACUUGGGGGGACAGCACGGUCACCGCCCUGAUUGUGAUGUCGGGCUCCUCUACCCAGGGUCUGAUGGCGGUCUCUACGAGCAUAAAUCUAUCGGCCGCGGCUUCAAGCUCCUCUUCCCAGCCGCUCAGCGCGUCUCUCACGAGCACAGCUCCACCGGCCCUCCCGAGCGGUCUCUCAGCCGCAGCAGGUGCAGGAAUCGGUGUUGGCGCUGUAGUGGGUGUGGCAGUACUCGCUGGAUUUGGGUUCAUGUUGUGGCGGAGACGACGCCGGCGCUUGGCCCAGAGAGGAUUUAAUGGGCAGAUAAGUGGAACCCAGUUCGGAGUAGAGGAACUGCCAUCUCAACAUGGUGUCUCGGAACUCCGGAAUAAGAACAGCGUCGAGGUUCAGGAGUUGAGCGGCGAUCAGGGGAUAUCGGAGCUUUCUGGCAGUGACGUGAACUAUGCGAAGAAGGGAUGA